This is a messenger RNA of Brienomyrus brachyistius, 5862 nucleotides long. RefSeq names its product cytohesin-3-like. Gene Ontology annotation, biological process: regulation of ARF protein signal transduction. NCBI's taxonomy places the organism in Eukaryota, Metazoa, Chordata, Actinopteri, Osteoglossiformes, Mormyridae. The coding region runs from base 3602 to 4750 and encodes 382 amino acids. The transcript is spliced from 13 exons. Gene Ontology annotation, molecular function: guanyl-nucleotide exchange factor activity. The record is from RefSeq and is a predicted model, not a curated record.
UAAAUAGAUGAUUCUUAAUAGGCAGCUGGACCAUUAAUUGUGGAUGGGUAGGCAUGUCAGUGUUGGUAGGUGUUUUACUUGGAACUACCCUACCUGCUAUGUUUUGUGUUGUGAGUUUUGGAACUUGAGGUUACAAUGAAAAAAGUUUUUUUUUGCAAUUUGAGAAUUUGAGCUUACACACACAGUUAUGGGUUUGGAGUAAGACAGUUCCUUGGUUUCCGGUCUUACCUUUUUGUACUAGGUUGUGGCCUGCAAUGCUUUACACUUGCUGUCUACACAAGCUACAAAAGAUGAAUGUCAAUGACAUUUAUCGCAUUUGCAAGAAGACACGCAAAAUGGCAUUCUAUCUACAUUCUAAUUCAUUGCUCUUCCACAUUUCACCUUACUACAUCACGUUGAAUGUUGUUGAUAUGUUGUUAGAUGUUAUGUUUUUAUCUCCGUGUUAGUACUUCAUACCCAGUGUGUUUUGUAUUGUAAUGUCCUGUUAAUUGUCUGUAGUCUGUGGAGAAGGCGUUCAAGUAGGAAUUUCAUUGUACAUAUGACAAAAAAUGUAACCUUGAAAACCAUCCAGCAAGCUGGAAAAGCCUUGGAAAGUCUUCUAAUUGUAUGUAUUAUAUAUACGCAAUUACGAAGACAAGAAAAUGAAGCAUGCUAACUUAGCUAAGGCUAACAGCAUUCUAGGUGCCUAACAGGAACCACAAGUCAAAGUGUGAAAUGAAAGUAUUUCUUGUGGUUGGUAUUUAGUGUCAAGCAGAGACAGGCUGUCAGGCCAGGUCAGCAUGCAAGCCUGGUGCUACAGAUGGUUGAAAACGAGUCAACUGCCACCCAAAUUAAUAAUGGGGAGGAAACCGUUUAACAUUCACCUUGUUUAAUCUACAAUUAAGCCUCAAGCCAGGUGUCUAAAUUUGAUUUAUUACUUCUAACAAAGUUAACAAGUAUAGUGGGCUUUGCUGGAACACUUACAUUCUGGACUGAAAUUUAGUCAAUCCUACAGAAUUAGGAAUAACUGCAGAAAACACAAAUUUGUCUUUUUCUGAGGAUAAGCAAUUUUUAUGUUCCACCACAGACACUAAAAUUCACACGUUAUAUGUUUACGAGCCACUUCUUUUUUAAACUGCCAUUAAGUUUUUAUUGGAGUAAUAUUGUGUGGACACCUGCACCAAAGGUAAUUGCUUGUACACGUGGUACUGUGCAAAUAAUAAUAAAGAUUCUGAUUAUGAUUUUGAAGAUGCUGUACACAGAGGAACACAACAGUUUUCUUGCCUCUGAAACUUUUUCUGUUUUCAAUAUCUUCUGGCCAAAAAAAAAAAAAAUCUAAUGGUACUUUACUACCAACUGUACUAUAAACAGGUAGACCAGAAAUGCUGGAGCAGCUGCUUUUUGAAAUGGAAAUAAAUCACAGCGCUAAGUGCAAGUAGCCCAUUUAAGGCUAAUUUUGCAUUGUUUAUUUUCAGGAGACGCUUGUUUGCUUGCUCACGCUGUAGCCUAAUUGCUCUUCUCUAUAUGCGUCUCUAACGAUGUACUUCACACUGUACUAAAUGAGUUCAUGUAUGCGUGAAGUGUUUCUGCUGUGUUAAUCUGUAUCGGCAUUGGGUGCUGUUAGUUUACGGCCACGGGUAAGGCUCCACCCAUCCUGCAGUCUCUGUUAUGUUUUCUCACCAGGUUUGUGUGCUCCAUGACUCAAAUUACUGUGUACAAAUUAGGUGUACCCCCCCACCACCACCUAUGUGCACUUGGUGUCUGCACAGCCAAGAGAAAAUUAGCAGCAAGGGCAGGAAACGCUAGGGAAAACUCUGGCAGCCUACACUGCACUGUUGCACACGAUCUACACCAGACAUGGAGAGCGGAUCAGUACCACUGCUGGCAGGAUCGCUGGGACGUCCUUUAGCAGCCGGGUCAGCAGCUGUGCAUGCUUGUAAACAAGUGCAUCGGAAAUCCCCACCCCCAUCCCCAUCCCCACCCCAAGUCGCUCUUGUGUGAGCAGAUGUACACAGCUAUAGAGAACAUGUGUGGGCCUUGAAUGGUUUCGUUAGCGUUGGGACUUUGUAUCUUCAUUUCCUGCCUGUUUUCAGGGUCAGGGUCAAAGCUAAGGAGUGUAGAUGAUCACCAGACCACAAUACAGCUGACCCUGAGUCAUUGACGGCUAUUUUGCGUACACUGUUGUUUGUCCUCUCAUUGUAUCAGUUUGAUUUGUAUGUCUUGCAGGCUCUUUGUAUCUGAAUUUUUACUUGAAUGCUGACUAAUGACAGAGCCAGGAAAUUUUCAUUUGUCCUGAGUGUGUUACAGGGUCCUGAAGGAAAAGCUUUCAACAAAUAUUUUAACAUCCAUCCAUCCAUCCAUCCAUUAUACCACUUAUUCUAUGUAAGGUUGUGGAAAUGACUGAAUGUGUUAAUGCAGGCAGUGUGUUUGUGGUAUUUGCCUGGACAGUACUGGAGGAAGGACCAGUUUAGUCCCAGUUAGCAGAGUGCUGGAGUAACAGUGACCUUGCUUGUGACUGAUUAAUGACCAUCUUCCCUCCUUUCUUUGGCACGGUGGUUUUUGGCCCCAUGCUGUGCACUAGUACCCUUGCUUGAGAGAUGCUGUGAGAUAUGCGAUAUUCAUCAGUAUAAUUUAAUCAUAUUGGAUGGAGAAUGAGAUUCAAUUAAGAUUUUCGUAUUGUCGGUUUUGCAGGCCUGUGUAGAAUAGAACGCAUAAUUAAGCUGCACGAGCACUAACUAUCUGCCUGUGUGCCUACAUUUUUGUCCUUAGACUAUUCCUCUUCCGAGAAAGCAAUUACAGGCAUAAUGUGGGUGUUCCUGGUUUACUAAUUUAAUCUUCUCUUAACAAUGCACUCAGGCAUUGUAUUUGUGCAUUAGCGCCAAAAUAGCCCAUCGUCUGUGCCAGUAUCCAAUUUCUUAGCAUGUUGCUUCCUUGCGUGCUUGCAAACACACAGUGGAUUUGUCACUGUGUUCACUGGAGACAGUUUCGAUUAUUCUUUUGAGAACUGUAGCAGGUAUGCACUGUGUAUAUUGACACUGGUUUCUGCUGGGGAGUAGCCAGUUGGCCCUUUGAGUUGAGACCCUUGGGGAGCAUCUUUUGAGUAGAAUAUCCUUUCACCUGUGAGAACACUGUUCACAGAAAUGGUUUCAAUGUCGCCUCAGGUUAUCUAACGUUCAUGGAAUGCUUGAAUAAGUACAUAAGAUAAUGAUUAGAUUACCUUAAAACUGACCAGUGAAUACCCUUCGUGAAAGUAGUGCAAAUCCCCUUGAGGUCAGCAAAUCACUCAUUUCUGCCAAAAUGACUAGUUAGUGACCUACUGGUAUUGUAUAGUUGCUGGAGGAUUAUUUUCCCAUUUGUAAUUCUGUGUUCACAGGAGCAGUUCUGACAUACUUUUCCUAGACUGAGUGCACCUUUGGUGCCUUUUAGUUAUUUCUGUUCUGUAUUAAUAAGUGAAUAACGAAUCGCAAAGCAGGUUUUUGGAGCACAGUUUCUUUUAUGGAAGGAAUCCAGAGCAGAACGUUUUGUGGUGGCACCAUCCCUGGCAUGAUGCUGCGUCCUGUCUGCCCCCAGGGCUUUUGGAAGACCUUCCAGACUGUAGCACUGGUUUCCUGCUGAUUUGUCCAUGGGAGAAAAAGACGAGCUGAUAAGCAUCCGGCGCAGGAAAAAGGAACUAUUGGAUGACAUUGAGCGGUUGAAGUUUGAAAUUGCUGAAGUUAUGAGUGAAAUCGAACAGCUAACAAGUGUGGGUGAGAGCAAAACAUCGCAGAGAAAUAAGCAAAUUGCCAUGGGAAGGAAGAAGUUUAACAUGGACCCUAAAAAGGGAAUUCAGUUCCUCCUGGAGAAUGAGCUGCUACUACACACACCAGAGAGCAUCGCUCAGUUCCUCUAUAAGGGGGAGGGUCUCAACAAGACUGUCAUUGGCGAGUACCUGGGGGAGAGGGAUGAUUUUAACAUCAAGGUCCUCCAGGCGUUUGUGGAGCUUCAUGAGUUUGCAGACCUGACCUUGGUGCAGGCUUUGAGGCAGUUCCUGUGGAGUUUCCGACUGCCUGGAGAGGCGCAGAAGAUCGACCGCAUGAUGGAGGCCUUUGCAUCACGUUACUGCCAGUGCAACCCGGGGGUCUUCCAGUCCACAGACACCUGCUACGUACUCUCCUUUGCCAUCAUCAUGCUGAACACCAGCCUCCACAACCCCAAUGUGCGUGACAAGCCGCCGCUGGAGAGGUUCAUCUCCAUGAACAGGGGCAUCAACAAUGGUGGGGACCUCCCCGAGGAGCUGCUCAGGAAUUUGUAUGAAAGCAUUAAAAAUGAGCCUUUUAAAAUCCCAGAGGACGAUGGGAACGAUCUGACGCACACCUUCUUCAACCCGGACCGAGAAGGCUGGCUGCUGAAGCUAGGUGGCCGUGUGAAAACUUGGAAGCGAAGAUGGUUCAUUUUGACUGACAGCUGCCUGUAUUACUUUGAAUACACAACAGAUAAGGAGCCACGUGGCAUCAUUCCACUGGAGAAUCUCAGCAUCAGGGAGGUGGAGGAGCCCAGGAAGCCCAACUGCUUCGAGCUGUAUAACCCCAAUCACAAGGGCCAGGUGAUCAAGGCCUGUAAGACUGAAGCGGACGGCCGUGUCGUGGAGGGUAACCAUGUGGUCUACAGGAUCUCCGCCCCUACGCCGGAAGAGAAGGAAGAGUGGAUCAAGUCCAUCAAGGCCAGUGUCAGCAGGGAUCCCUUCUAUGACAUGCUGGCAGCCAGGAAGCGACGCAUAGCCAGUAAGAAGUGAGCGAGCACCCUGCACAGCUGCGAUUCCCAGCGCGCUGGCCGUAGCUGGGCCACCAGGGGGCACUGUGGGACCAGCCUCGUGGGCUCAGCAGAAGGCCAGCAGGGAUGGUGGGAUACCCCAUGCGGAUCAUAAGGAGCCCCACCCACGCAGUACUCCUCAUCGUUUCGGUAGCCGGUUUCUCUGUGUUUGUUCGUCUGCUGAUCCAAUCACCUGAGUGGAAUGGCCGUGCUGACCGAGAUGCACUCGAGAUGAAAGCCGUCCUCUACUAAACGCACAAUUGCAUAUAGGAAAUCAUGGAUGGAUGUUUAAUGUUUCCACGAAAACGUUCUGGAUGGAAGCAUCAGCAUGGAACACUGGGUGUUGAAUGAAGAAUGAAGAGGCAUUAAAAGCCGUGGUUUGGCAGAGCGUGUUCUGUUCUCGUUGUCUGGUACCUGUACAACCCAUCACCAUCGGCCGUCUUAUGAAUAGUAGAUUCGAGACACACAUCAAUAAUCAGUGACAGCGAUUGACUUCAGAAGACUUUAAUGUCAACAAGCAGCUUACAAUCGACCCGACUGAUGCCAGGUCACAUUUUCUGAGGUCAAGAGAAUGAGAUACUGAACAGUGGUGGGAUGUUCUGUCACCUCAUGCUUUCCCAGUGUACAGAGGGUGUGUUGGUGUGACCCUCCCCAGUGUCUGUCUCCAUGCACGCUUUCAUUCCAUCGGCGGCCGUCCACUUGAGUUCCCAGAACCCACCGCGGUCCAAAUCCGUCGAAUACUUGAUAUUUACUUUGUGCAGUUGCUAAAUUCUAUUGUAAACUUUUUCAUUUUCUUUAAGUUAUGUGUAAAUGAUGUAUAGGUAUUUCUGGUGUGUAAGUUAAAGGUAAUGCCCAUAUUUAUAGAAAUUGCUUGGUAUGGGAUUCUGAAGAUUGUGGUGGUGAGCAGCUGACGCAGAAACCAAACAAUUUACACGUGGCUGUAUCAUGAGGCCCUGAGCAUGUGCAUAGUGAUUUUCAUGUGCCUUCUGGGGGGGGGGUUACCCGGGUGCAGCUAUGUAUGUACACAAAGAAUAUGGAGACCAUCCGACGUGAUUGUUAAAUAUUACAUGAACCUCAUUAAAAUGCACUUAUUUG